Messenger RNA from Trematosphaeria pertusa, 225 nucleotides. Its product is annotated as heterokaryon incompatibility. The annotation marks the transcript as partial. The record is from RefSeq and is a predicted model, not a curated record. The transcript has a single exon. NCBI's taxonomy places the organism in Eukaryota, Fungi, Ascomycota, Dothideomycetes, Pleosporales, Trematosphaeriaceae.
CCCGAAGAGCCAUAUGCAAUACUCCGCCAUUGCUGGGGUGCUAAUCCCAAGUUUCUCACACUCACGUCCACCAACAUGGUGGAACCCCGUCAAGGCAUCAAAGUUAGCCUUCUUCCAAGAAAUUUUCAGGACGCAAUUUCGAUAUGCAAGCAACUACGCCUUCCUUAUAUUUGGAUUGACAGCCUCUGUAUCGUUCAGAGUGGAGAAGGUAGUGAGGAAGACUAG